Acyrthosiphon pisum (pea aphid) is the source of this 804-nucleotide messenger RNA. RefSeq lists its product as uncharacterized. NCBI's taxonomy places the organism in Eukaryota, Metazoa, Arthropoda, Insecta, Hemiptera, Aphididae. The transcript has a single exon. Bases 1 to 804 code for a protein of 267 amino acids. The record is from RefSeq and is a predicted model, not a curated record.
AUGCGAGUACAAUUGCAAAAUGAUCCAUCGGCAAAAAUAUUUUCUGAGCAAUUGCUGGAUAUUGGAAACGGUAAAAUAGAACAUCAAAAUACACAAUGCAUCAAAUUGCCAGACAAUUUUUGCAAUGUAGUGCAGACAAAAAAUGAACUAAUUGAGAGUGUCUUCCUGGAUAUACUGAAUAAUUACUUGGAUCAGAAUUGGCUUAGUCAACGUGAUAUUUUAGCAGCAAAAAAUAAUGAUGUUGACAAAAUUAACUUUCAGAUACAACAGUUAUUGCCAGGUGAUUUUAUGUCUUUUAAAUCAAUCGACACUACUGUCGAUGAAAACGAAGCAGUAUAUUUUCCCACUGAAUUUUUAAAUUCUCUGGAAAUACUAGGAAUGCCACCACACAAACUUCGAUUGAAGAUUGGUUUACCAGUUAUUAUUUUGCGUAAUUUGUAUCCACCUAAAUUAUGCAACGGUACACGUUUGGUAAUCAAAAGGAUCACCGGAAAUGUUCUUGAAGCAACUAUUUUGACUGGGAAGUUAAAAGGAGAAAUUGUGCAGUUGCCACGUAUUCCAAUGAUACCAUCAGAAUCUCCUAUACCAAUUAAGACUUCAAUUUCCUAUUCGUUUGGCAUUCGCAAUGACCAUAAACAAGGCUCAAGGACAAACAAUGUACAUUUGUGGCUUGGACUUGGAAAAUCCAUGUUUUUCCCAUGGACAACUAUAUGUUGCAUGCUCACGUGUGGGGAAGCCAUCAAAUCUAUUUAUAUUAGCAAAAGACAGGUUAACCAAAAAUAUUGUACACCGAUUAGUUCUUAG